Triticum urartu is the source of this 2293-nucleotide messenger RNA. RefSeq names its product Thiamine pyrophosphate dependent pyruvate decarboxylase family protein. The record is from RefSeq and is a predicted model, not a curated record. Gene Ontology annotation, molecular function: thiamine pyrophosphate binding; catalytic activity; magnesium ion binding. NCBI's taxonomy places the organism in Eukaryota, Viridiplantae, Streptophyta, Magnoliopsida, Poales, Poaceae. Gene Ontology annotation, cellular component: peroxisome. Gene Ontology annotation, biological process: fatty acid alpha-oxidation.
AGCAAAAGGAAGAAAGGAACACUCUUUCCUCCUCUACAUCCAGCAGAUUUCCCCCACCGGCCGCCGGACGCCACCAGAUACACCGCAGGCUCCGGGGAGGCGCAUCUGCCCCGCCGCGCCCGCCGGCACGCCGCCGCCUGUGACUGACUGACUGACCCCCUUUAUAAACUUCCGUGAACCACCCACCCAACCACUCGGAGCCGGAUAUCCCCACACCACCACCACAGAUGGCGUCCGACUCCGCCGCGAGGGUCGACGGCAGCGCGCUCGCAGGUCGCGCCCUAGCGGCCGCCGGGGCGCGGCACAUGUUCGGGGUGGUGGGCAUCCCGGUGACGUCCCUGGCCUCCCGCGCGGCCGCCGCGGGCUGCCGCUUCCUCGCCUUCCGCAACGAGCAGUCCGCGGGGUACGCCGCCGCGGCCUACGGCUUCCUCACGGGCCGCCCCGGCCUGCUCCUCACCGUCUCCGGGCCCGGCUGCGUCCACGGCCUCGCCGGCCUCUCCCACGCCACCGCCAACGCCUGGCCGCUCCUCAUGGUCUCCGGCUCCUGCGACCAGCGAGACGCCGGCCGGGGCGACUUCCAGGAGCUCGACCAGAUCGCCGCCACCAAGCCCUUCGCCAAGCUCGCCGUCAAGGCCGCCGCCAUCGCCGACAUCCCCCGCCUCGUCUUCCAGGCCCUCGCCGCCACCGUCGCCGGCCGCCCCGGCGGCUGCUACCUCGACAUCCCCUCCGACGUCCUCCACCAAACCCUCGCCGAAUCUGAGGCGGCCUCCCUCAUAGCGGAGGCCGUGGCCGCGGCCGGUUCCGCCGAUCCGUCCCCGCCGAAACACAAGUCCCUGGACCAGGGCAUCGUGGAGGCGGCCGAGCUGCUCCGGCGCGCGGAGCGGCCGCUGGUUGUGGUCGGGAAGGGCGCGGCGUACGCCCGCGCCGAGGAGGCGAUCCAGAAGCUGGUGGACACCACCGGCAUCCCCUUCCUUCCCACUCCCAUGGGGAAGGGGGUCGUGCCGGAUGUGCACCCACUCUCCUCCACCGCCGCGCGUUCCCUCGCCAUUGGGCAGUGCGAUGUGGCGCUCGUCGUCGGCGCGAGGCUCAACUGGUUGCUUCACUUCGGUGAGCCUCCCAAGUGGUCCAAGGAUGUCAAGUUCAUACUUGUGGACGUUUCUGAAGAUGAAAUUGAGCUUCGGAAGCCCCAGGUCGGUCUGGUUGGGGAUGCAAAGAGAGUCGUUGAGCUCCUCAACAGGGAGAUCAAGGAUCAGCCAUUCUGCCUGGCGCGAUCGCACCUGUGGGUUGAUGCAAUCACCAAGAAGAGCAAGGAUAAUGUGCUUAAGAUGGAGGCACAGCUUGUGAAGGAUGUUGUGCCGUUCAAUUUCAUGACACCCAUGCGGAUCAUUCGUGAUGCGAUCCUUGCCGAGGGGAGCCCUGCUCCAAUAGUGGUCUCGGAAGGGGCCAAUACCAUGGAUGUUGGCAGGGCUGUGCUUGUGCAGAAUGAGCCAAGGACAAGACUGGAUGCAGGGACAUGGGGAACGAUGGGUGUUGGGUUGGGGUACUGUGUUGCAGCAGCAGUGGCUGAGCCAGAACGGCUCGUAGUUGCUGUGGAGGGCGACUCUGGAUUUGGUUUCAGUGCAAUGGAGGUUGAGACCUUGGUGAGGUACCAGCUGCCCGUUGUCGUCAUUGUGUUCAACAACAACGGUGUCUACGGUGGCGACAGAAGAGGCCCAGAUGAGUUAACAGGCCCCUACAAAGAUGACCCCGCGCCAACCUCCUUCGUUCCUGGGGCAGGUUACCACAAGAUGAUGGAAGCGUUCGGAGGAAAGGGUUAUCUCGUCGAGACACCGGACGAGCUAAGAUCCGCCCUCUCGGAGUCGUUCCGCGCCAGGAAACCGGCGGUGAUCAAUGUCACCAUUGACCCAUAUGCAGGCGCGGAGAGCGGCAGGAUGCAGCACAAGAACUGAGUGCGCCCGCAGGUGCGAUGUUGAAGGGUUCAUUGCUCUGUAUUGCAGCUGGCGUGUUGAAAUCAAAAUGGACACCCUGAGGAACUAAGAUCUGAACCUACUUGUCGCUGCCCCUGAAAUAAGAAGCCCUACUGGCACUGGAUAGUCUCGACUUCGCCGGUGGCGUGUGACUUUGUAUAUUGUGUUUGUGGACACUAGCAAUUGAUUGUAUACUUGUAUAAUUCAAGUGUUAGCGGCAGAGUGCAACUGGGACUACUGCUGCGUAUCGGUCGCGCAAUUCUGUCGAGCUUUUCUGGAAAGUGCCCCAUUUAGCGAGAAUUGCUAAUGAAGCCUGAAUUUUUUUA